Drosophila subobscura is the source of this 1618-nucleotide messenger RNA. It is a transcript of the gene Tgt, whose product is annotated as queuine tRNA-ribosyltransferase catalytic subunit. The transcript has 2 exons. Gene Ontology annotation, molecular function: tRNA-guanosine(34) queuine transglycosylase activity. The record is from RefSeq and is a predicted model, not a curated record. The coding region runs from base 87 to 1358 and encodes 423 amino acids. Lineage: Eukaryota; Metazoa; Arthropoda; Insecta; Diptera; Drosophilidae. Gene Ontology annotation, cellular component: cytosol.
GCGGGCACACUAAUUCACAUAGAAAACGUGCACCGGCAAAUAAAAAUUUACAUUUAUUUUGAUUGUUUUUGCCAUUUGAUAACUAAAUGAGUCCCAGAAAUAUUCCUCCACUGACCUACAAGGUCGUGGCGGAGUGCUCCGUAUCCAAGGCAAGGGCUGGCCUGAUGACACUGAGGGACAGUGAGGUAAAUACGCCAGUGUUUAUGCCGGUGGGCACACAGGGAACAUUGAAGGGCAUACUGCCGGAUCAACUGAUUGAAUUGAACUGCCAAAUCCUGCUGGGCAACACCUAUCACCUGGGACUACGGCCGGGCAUUGAGACUUUGCGGCUAGCUGGCGGCUUGCACAAGUUUAUGGGCUGGCCACGGGCCAUAUUGACGGAUUCUGGUGGCUUCCAGAUGGUCUCUCUGCUGCAGCUGGCCGAGAUUAACGAGAAGGGCGUGAACUUUCGCUCACCCUUCGACAACAGCGAAUGUAUGCUGACGCCCGAGCACUCGAUACAGAUCCAAAAUGCCAUUGGAGCGGACAUAAUGAUGCAGCUGGAUGAUGUGGUCAAGACGACCACAACCGGACCACGUGUGGAGGAGGCCAUGGAGCGGACAAUACGCUGGGUGGAUCGCUGCAUCGAGGCCCAUGCCCGGGACGAUGAUCAGUCUCUGUUUCCCAUUGUUCAGGGAGGUCUCGACGUGCCACUGCGGCAGCGUUGCGUCUCCGCACUGAUGGAGCGGCAGGUGCGAGGCUUUGCGGUCGGUGGACUGAGUGGCGGCGAGAGCAAACACGAUUUCUGGCGCAUGGUUGAUGUCUGCACGGAUCAUCUGCCGCGUGACAAACCGUGUUACCUCAUGGGCGUGGGCUUUGCCGCCGAUCUUGUGGUCUGCGUGGCCCUGGGCAUUGAUAUGUUCGAUUGUGUCUUUCCCACGCGUACGGCACGUUUCGGCUGUGCCUUGGUCGACAGCGGACAGCUGAAUCUUAAGCAGCCGAAAUACAAGCUGGACCUGCAGCCCAUUGACAAGCAGUGCGAAUGCAGCACGUGCAAGCGCUAUACCCGUUCGUACCUCCAUCACAUUGCCACCAAUGAGAGCGUCUCCUGCUCUCUGCUCAGCAUCCACAACGUGGCCUACCAGCUGCGUCUGAUGCGGUCCAUGCGAGAAGCCAUUCAACGCGAUGAGUUCCCACAAUUUGUGCUUGACUUUAUGGCCAGACAUUUUGGCAAGGAUCCGAUUCCCACAUGGAUACGGGAGGCUCUGAAAGCAGUGAACAUUGAACUGCCACCAGAUGAGGAGAAGCAGGAGAAGGAAACGAUCAAGCAGGAGAUGCAUGAGCAAGCAGUAGAAGUGUCACAGGCAGCUAGCAGUUAACACACAGAGGGAAAACAUAAAACGUUUGUUUAGACGAAGUUUAUGAUACCCUUUACGCUUUAAUUGCAUUUGCUGGAUCCAUUCUUAAGAGGCAUUUGUACAUAUUUACCUAAUUAAUUACCCACAAAAACACACUUCAAAGCAUGUGAAUGUUGAGCGUGCCGACCCCUGGUUUACAGUUAACCAAAUGCAUUAUUAGACUGAAAGAAAUCAUCGCAACUAAGCUGAGAAAUUCAGCAAAUAAAUAAUUACACUAUCAA